Molecule: messenger RNA, 669 nt
Organism: Zychaea mexicana
Lineage: Eukaryota; Fungi; Mucoromycota; Mucoromycetes; Mucorales; Lichtheimiaceae
Exons: 3
Source: RefSeq, a predicted model, not a curated record
UUUAGAGGACGUCCAGCCCCACCCGGUUAUUCGGUCUAUCGAGCACCUUAUGAAACCCUUAAAGACGGUACAAUUCAAUCGCGUGAUACACAUUUAAACCAUGACGGCGAAGCUUUGCUUCAGUUUUUGAAACAAAGAAACACUGCUCCUCUCAUGGCUGUGCGUUUUUAUGGUUAUCACGAAGAGACACAUUGGCGAACGCGUAGCACACGGGACCAAGAUGGCAACCUCGUGGAAGAACGCGAACCAGUGACUCGGCGUAUUGACGAUUUUUGUUUUGAGAUUGAUUGCAGCAACUAUGUGUCACCCAACUGUGAAGGAAUGUAUGUCCUACCGGAUCGCAAGACUGGAUUUACCAAAUCGGUUCGCGAGCUAUGUGAUGAUUAUGUUCAUGAAAGGAACCAGCUUAAAGAGUUACGACUUACUAAGGUCGUGGACUGGGAUUAUGCUCAGUUAACACGGGGUAAGGUGUCCCGGUUGGCGGAUAAUUGGAUGGUUCGGUGGUUCUUUAUCCUCACAUGUCUUUGGAUCCUCACUUGGCCGAUCCUUUGGUUAUGUCGCAAGAAGUUUGGACACAAUUCGCUUCAAAGCAAAUGGAAAAUGGCUGUAUCUGAACGUGAUUGGUAUAACGAAAAGGUCCAAGAAGUGUUAGGCCAAGUGCGACAUCAA